AUGGACGGAGCGGCGGAGCCCGAGGCGGACACGCUGGUCAAGCGGGGAGCGGGGGGCGGCGGCCGCGCCCGCCGGGGCAAUUGGUCUGGGAGUCUUAUUUUAGCCUCCUUAACUGGUGCUUUUGGGUCGUCUUUUCUUUAUGGUUACAAUCUGUCGGUGGUGAAUGCUCCCGCAGGGUAUAUUAAGAAGUUUUACAAUGAAACCUGGGAGAGGAGAUAUGGCUUCUCGGUGGAUGAAGGCACACUGACGCUCCUCUGGUCCAUAACUGUUUCUAUUUUUGCCAUCGGUGGCCUUGUGGGUGCCAUUAUUGUUACCCCGAUUGUGAAGUUUUUUGGAAGGAAAUGCACACUGGUGCUCAACAAUGUGUUUGCAGUGGCAGCUGCGUUGCUGAUGUCCCUGUCCCUGCUGGCGGGGUCGUUUGAAAUGCUCAUUCUGGGCCGUGUUAUCAUGGGUGUUGAUGCAGGCAUUUCCUUAAGUGCCCUCCCCAUGUAUUUGAGUGAAAUAUCUCCUAAGGAAAUCCGUGGUUCAUUGGGUCAGGUCACAGCGAUUUUCAUUUGUAUUGGUGUUUUCACUGGUCAAGUUUUGGGGCUACCAGAAAUAUUUGGGCAAGAAUCUCGGUGGCCUUUCUUAUUUGGAGCAAUCAUUGUUCCUUCAUUGGUACAAGCUGUGAUUCUGCCUUUUCUUCCCGAAAGUCCUCGGUACCUCCUGCUCGAAAAGCAUAACAGGAGCAAGGCAGAAAAAGCAUUUCAGAGAUUCCUUGGGAAAGAUGACGUGUCUCAUGAAAUAGAAGAAGUUCUGGCAGAGUCUCGAGUCCAAAGAAACACCAAGCUGGUGUCGAUUGUUCAGCUCCUGAGAACGCGCGCGGUGCGAUGGCAGAUCGUCACCGUGGUCGUCACCAUGGGCUGCUACCAGCUCUGCGGGCUAAACGCUAUCUGGUACUACACAAACAACAUCUUUAGUGAAUCUGGGAUCAAUCGUGAAACAAUCCCUUACGUUACACUAAGUACUGGUGCUGUUGAGACUCUGGCUGCUGUUUUUUCUGGCUUAGUUAUUGAACGGCUUGGACGCAAGCCUCUCCUCAUCGGGGGUUUUGGGUUGAUGGUCGUCUUCUUUGCUGUACUCACUGUUUCCCUGACUUUACAGAACACUGUGCAUUGGCUUCCUUACCUCAGCAUAUUUUGUAUCCUUGCAAUCAUUGCAUCCUUCUGCAUCGGACCAGGUGGGAUUCCCUUUGUCCUCACUGGAGAGUUUUUCCAGCAGUCACAGAGGCCAGCUGCAUUCAUGAUAGCUGGGACAGUCAACUGGCUCUCCAACUUCGCCGUGGGACUGCUCUUCCCUUUCAUCCAGGCUGGUUUACAGACCUACUGCUUCCUAGUGUUUGCUGGCAUCUGCUUUGCAGGAGCGACCUACCUGUUUUUUGUCCUGCCUGAAACAAAAAAUAAGACAUUUCACGAGAUCAGCCAAGCAUUUGCCAAAAGGAAUAAAGUAGCUUUAGAAAUGCAAGAGAUGAACCACUACCCAGGGGAGAGGAAAUCAAGUGAAGAACAAGAAUCAAACUUCGCAUCUUCAGCGGGCAAUGGGAAAACCAAAAAAGGGAUUGUGUAAGCCCAGGAUGCUCUUUCAGGGGAUGGGGGAAAUUCUGCUCUUUUAAUUUAUAGCAGUGCACAACUUGUAUGUUUUAUGACAUCAUGAACUGCUUCUCCCUUGGAAAUGUUCUAAGUGAGUCUGGGUGAACUCAUUAGCAGCUGGGGUAACAGGUGGGACAAUGGGGAGGGGGGAGGAGAGGCAACUGAUAAAAUAAAUGAGAUGGAGUUGGCUUGGCACCUGUGAAGCAAGUGCUGUGGUGAGUGGGGUGGGGAAUAUAGACUUGGAGACGUGAAGUGGCAUGGGGAGCCAGGGUUCUGAGGAGCAGCUGGUGAAGUGCCCCUGUGCAUGCUCUCUCCAAGAGGAAGAGGUGGCAGGGACAAGGGAAGAGAUGCCAGUCUGCUGAGAAGCAAACCUGAAAUGGCACCAGAAUGUAUUUCUCCACGUUUCCCAAGAUGUCAUUCAAGCUGCCCAUGAGAACUGACAUGACACUUCCCUGAUCUCCCAUUCCUUUUCUAGCUAUUUUGACUUUCAGUUGCAUUGUUUGAACAUCUCCCACCUUCCCACAAAUGGGCAACUCUGGGUCCUGAUGAGUUUCCUUGCCUCACCUGCAAAUCCUGAUUCACUAGUAAUAGAGUUGUCUCUAGUUUCUGGGUUUGCUGGAACUACAUUUGUCUGAAGAUAUAUAUUUACAUAAUUUUAUUUUUUAGGAAUAAACUUAGAAGCUUUAAUAUGAAAAGAAAACUAAACCUCAUGGUGAAGGGGGAGAUCUCUGAUGGUAUGUGUAGAGCAGAGUAUUGAAACAAAAAAUUCAAACAAGAAAUGUUCCAAUUGGUUUGUUUGUUUAUUGCUUUUCUUUUCACAUUCCUUUUAAAACAAGACUUAGGAGCCCAAAUUUCCCUGAGACCUGAUAAUUUAGUUCUUAACACUCAGACCUCUGCAUAGGAAUUUGGGCUCCUAUUUCUUGCUUAAACACUAAUUUUUAUUUGGGCAUUAGAUUCUGAAGCACCAGGCCUAGUUCACAUUAAUGAGUUCCUAAGUUGUCCGAAGCUUUGUAAAACUGCUUAAUUUCAUGAGAGAAAGGCUCAGCAGGCUCUCAGUGGUUUGGAGAACAAUUCACAGGAUUUUUUUCUUAAUGAACGUUAUCUUUACGGUUUGUAAUUUUGAUAACCAUUUUUCUUGAUCCCUCUAGGCACCUAGAUGUAGAGGGGUAAUAAGAAUUUUAAAAUUAAAAUAUAUGAAAAGUCAGUAAGUCUUGGAGCUGCUCUCAGUUAGGAGUAAGACACAAAGUGCAGCAUGUAGGUAGAGUCAACUGCUCCCUCUAAUUAUAUUUCCUAAUCUAGAAAUUAUUGCAUUUGGAGCCUUUCUAUGAGAAAAUUUGCAUAUAUAUAUUCAUAUAUGUGUCUAUAUGAAUAUAUAUAUAUAUUCCAAGUAUAGAUAUAUAUAAUAUUAGUGGCUUUAAGGUGAAAGAGGGUAGAUAGAGACUGGAUAUCAGGAAGAAAUUCUCUACUGUGAGGAUGAUGAGACACUGGAAGAGGUUGCCCAGAGAAGCUGUGGCUGUCCCAUCCCUGGAAUUUUUCAAGUCCAGAUUGGAUGAGGCUUUGAGCAACCUGGUCCAGUGGAAGAUGCCUUUGCCCAUGGUGGGGGAUUGGAACAAGAUGAUAUUUAAGGUGCCUGCCAACCCAGGCUAUUCUGUGAUUUAUAGUCAUAUAUAUACACGCACAAUGGAUAAUUAUUUUCCAAUAUCUGGGGGGGUUGUUUGUAUUUCUCUAAGUGAUAAGCUGUUUUUUGUUUUGUUUUACACUGUAAAUUACACUGUAAAUUAAAAUCAGAGAUCCUAAUGUUCAGCUGUUACUACUAAUUUAUGUAUAUAGUUUUAUACUGUGAUUUAUUUGUAUGUGGCAUAUUUUCCACAGACAUCAUAAGCUGACCUAAUUGGGCAAUUUCAUUACUAGGUACUUGACAAAAAAUUGAUGAGUGCUUUCAUGCCAGACUUUAUGGUUUUUUUACUGGGAUAGAAGUACAGCAGUAAGAAAAUGAAAUAUAUAUGAGAGAGAGAAUUGAGAAUGAAAAAUUAAAAAUGUAUGGGUAUGGUGCUACUAUUAAGGGAUUGAAGCAGGAUUACACCAACUGGCAGUCAUAAAUGGAAGCUAAUCAAAUACUGUAGAGAAAACUGAAGAAAAAUAUUAUUUCAAUAACCACUUGUAAAAUUACAUCUACAAUAAAUGAAAAUAUUACCUUUCAGUGCCUUUAGUUCCCUAUUCCAAGGGUUACAUGAGGCUUGCUAAGUGAAUGGCUAUGUAAACAUUGAGUGUGAAUGCCAGCCCCCCCGAAAAUUUUAUGAAAAGUUUCUUCCUUUUUUGCCUGCAGGGCAAGACUGGCAAAUUCAGACCCUCUCCUUCAGACUGGGAAUUACCUUACUUUGUAGUUAGAGCUGCUAACACAGUAUGAUGAGAUCUGCUUCAAGCCAAGGUGGCAAGAUUGGAAGCCAAUAUUAUUAGAAUGAGAAGAAUGUAACAUUUAGUGCUGUUCAUUAAUGUACAUUAUAGACACGGUUGAAAAUGUUACCAUUGGAUAACUUCAAUUAAAUAUCAUGCUGACUUGAUACAGCAGUUAUAUCAGAAAUCAGGACUUCUGCAACAAAACAAAACCAUCUUAUAUUUACCUAGAAUUGCAUUUGGAGCCCAGCUCUGAAUGCAUAGGUAGAGAUAUCUUGAUAGAAUUUCCUAUCAUAGCUCGGGGGCCUUGUACAGCAUUAACAGAAGGGGUCAUGUUUUCAUUUCUGCAACCCCAUUUGCCCUCCUCUUGUCCCACCUGAGAUGGGCACACACUUUCUGUGAGGCUGCAAGAGCUGCUACAGACUGGGUACAGUGUGGGACAGGCGUUCCACAUCUCACCAGAUUUUCGUUGCCGUCCAUGUUCAAAGCAAUUCCAGGCCAAGCUAGUGCUUUGUUCACUGGCCAGGGAAGUGUCUUCUGCCUUGGGCUGUGGAAGUUCCAGAUGUGCCAGUAUUUCGUUAACUUUCUUGUCUCUGAACCCAAUGAGAGUUUUGUGUUAUUCUUGAAGUUGUUCCGUACAGUUUUUUUCCCAUUGCUAUGCUGCUAUAAUUUCUCCAGCAAUGAGAGGACAACAUGGAAAAUAUCAGCAAUUUAUUGUUUAUUUUUUCUUGUUGAAUGUAUCAAAUUGUCUAUCGACUGUGUGUUUGUCAGCAAAUGUUGUGUGGUGCUAUAUUCCCUUUUCCUGUCUGACACUGAGGUGAGGUACUGUGAGGUGGUGUUUGUAUGGGUGCCGCAGGUCUGUGUGAU
Molecule: messenger RNA, 4889 nt
Organism: Hirundo rustica (Barn swallow)
Lineage: Eukaryota; Metazoa; Chordata; Aves; Passeriformes; Hirundinidae
Gene: SLC2A9
Product: solute carrier family 2 member 9
Exons: 12
Coding region: 1-1605 (534 amino acids)
Biological process (GO): monosaccharide transmembrane transport
Cellular component (GO): membrane
Molecular function (GO): hexose transmembrane transporter activity
Source: RefSeq, a predicted model, not a curated record